GUGUUUACAUUCAGUUUCCGUAAAGGCAAAAUAUGAGCAAGAUGCAUAGUCUUGGUUUUUUUUUAAACAAAUGAUUUCUCCUGCCCGCCGGACAGUGAAAGUGAGGGAGCGUCGCAGCCGAUCGCCGAGGUGAUCGAGUGGUUUCCAUGGUGAUUGGACGAUGGAGUCGAUGGCCGAGUAGCGGGGAGGUCAGCCCGGGAGGUGAGCGGGGGAAGAGCACGAGGCUGAGUGCCCGCCAUGGUACUGCGAAAGCUGCUGCAGUCGGUGUUGAAUAACGCGCGGCUGAUCGAGAAGCUGUCGGAGUCUAUGCCGAUGCGGCGAGCGGCCCAGAUCACCGUCUAUGUGAUAGCACGGCUCCAGCUGAGAGGCCAGAAUGUGGCCGAGCGACUGAGUCAAUUCAACGCCCUGCGGCAGCUCCUGGAGAAGGGGGACAUUCCCCGCGACCUCAACAAGAAACUGGCCGAACUGAAAGACGCCAUUGCGAAGGAGCUGAAGGACUCUUUGGGGAAGAAGAAAGGUGAAAAGUGAAACAUACAUUAAAAACUGGAAUCUCCCUGGAGUUGAUUCUCCGCACUCUCCGACACCUGCUGUGGUGACUGGACCAAAGAGGAAGACUUUGAAAAGUUAUCCUAUUUUAAAAGCACCACGGUAAAGAUCUGUCCUGGGGAUACUCCAGCUAACAUUUGGGUAAAUUCCCUUUCAGUAUUCAUGGUGGUUGGAUUCCGAUGUAGCGACACACUGACUUUGAAAUUCUUUUGAAAUGUUAUGAAUAUUUAUUGUCAUCAGCACAAGGUCAGAAUCGUGACACUUUUUCACCAAAUUGUCAGAUUAAAUAGAUGCCAUCUGACAAUUUUCCUAUGUUGGCCGCAAUUGUGCUGUAACUAUUUGGGAUUCACUUUAAAUGCUGUGCAAAUUCAUUGAUGACAAUGUAAAUUGUGCACACAAUUCGUCAGAAAUGUCCUGUGAUAGUCCAAAGAAUUAAAGAAAACAUUGUUAA
Hemiscyllium ocellatum (epaulette shark) is the source of this 997-nucleotide messenger RNA. RefSeq names its product NCBP2 antisense 2 (head to head) (gene ncbp2as2). The record is from RefSeq and is a predicted model, not a curated record. The transcript has a single exon. The coding region runs from base 238 to 528 and encodes 96 amino acids. Lineage: Eukaryota; Metazoa; Chordata; Chondrichthyes; Orectolobiformes; Hemiscylliidae.